Molecule: messenger RNA, 3039 nt
Organism: Penicillium cinerascens
Lineage: Eukaryota; Fungi; Ascomycota; Eurotiomycetes; Eurotiales; Aspergillaceae
Product: glycoside hydrolase family 35 protein
Exons: 7
Coding region: 1-3039 (1012 amino acids)
Biological process (GO): carbohydrate metabolic process
Cellular component (GO): vacuole
Molecular function (GO): beta-galactosidase activity
Source: RefSeq, a predicted model, not a curated record
AUGAAGUUCUUGUCUACCUGGGCUGUAGCCUACUUGGCGGCUCAGGCUGCGGGUGCUGCUUUGAGCCAUAAGCUGGGUGGACUUACUAUCCGUGAACACCCAGAUGCUAUGAAGCGGGCCCAAUCGCAGAAAUAUGUGACUUGGGAUGAACACUCCUUGUUCAUCAAUGGCGAGAGACUGAUGCUGUUUAGCGGCGAAUUCCACCCUUUCCGACUACCCGUUUCGACGCUCUAUAUUGAUAUCUUCCAGAAGGUCAAGGCCCUUGGAUUCAAUUGCGUCUCAUUCUACGUCGAUUGGGCGCUCGUUGAGGGCAAGCCUGGUGAGUACCGCGCUGAUGGCAUUUUCGAUCUCGACCCAUUCUUCGACGCUGCCAAGGAGGCUGGGAUUUACCUGUUGGCUCGCCCUGGUCCCUAUAUCAAUGCCGAGGCUUCUGGAGGUGGCUUCCCGGGCUGGUUGCAACGUAUCAAAGGCACGCUGCGAACAACUGCCCCCGACUAUUUGAAAGCGACCGAUAAUUAUAUGUCUCAUGUCACUGCGACUAUUGCCAAAGCUCAAAUCACAAAUGGCGGACCUGUCAUUCUUUUCCAGCCGGAGAACGAGUACAGUGGAGCUUGUUGUGGCGACACCGACUUCCCCGAUCCCAGCUAUAUGCAGUACGUCGAGGAUCAAGCUCGUAACGGUGGUAUCGUUGUCCCUCUAAUCAACAAUGAUGCCGCUCCCGAUGGACACAACGCCCCCGGUUCUGGCGAAGGAGCCGUCGAUAUCUACGGUCAUGAUAGCUACCCUCUGGGAUUCGAUUGCGCUAAUCCCUCGACAUGGCCCAGCGGUGAUCUUCCAACCAACUUCCGUCAGCUUCAUUUGGAACAGAGCCCGACGACACCAUACUCUCUGGUUGAGUUCCAAGGCGGAUCAUUUGAUCCCUGGGGAGGAAGCAGCUUUGCGGCUUGCGCUGAGCUUCUGAACAGCGAAUUCGAGCGUGUCUUCUACAAGAAUGACUUUAGCUUCGGUGUUGCUUUCAUGAACCUGUACAUGAUCUUUGGUGGUACAAACUGGGGCAACCUGGGUCACCCCGGCGGAUACACCUCAUAUGACUAUGGCUCGGUAAUCACCGAAUCUCGCAACGUGACUCGCGAGAAGUACAGCGAGCUCAAGUUGCUUGGAAACUUCGCCAAGGUAUCCCCGUCAUACCUGGUGGCAACGCCUGGAAACUCAACUACCUCGACCUACACCAACACUGCCGAUUUGACCGUGACACCCUUGUUGGGUAACAACAGCUCGGCCUCCUCGUUCUUUGUGGUCCGCCACACUGAUUACUCAAGUCAAAACUCGGUCGACUAUAAGCUUCAAGUUCCCACUAGCGCUGGCCGUCUGACAAUUCCUCAGCUGGGAGGAAGCUUGACCCUCAGCGGUCGUGACUCAAAGAUCCACGUCGUUGAUUACGAUGUUGCUGGCACUAACAUUCUCUACUCGACUGCCGAAGUCUUCACCUGGAAGAAAGUCGGAAAUGAGAAGUAUCUUGUCGUUUAUGGUGGCCCUGAUGAGCACCACGAGCUUGCUGUCUCCACCAAGGCAGAUGUCUCCGUCGUCGAGGGAUCUUCCUCCAGCAUUACCUCCAAAAAGAAGGACAGUGCGGUUGUUAUUGGCUGGGAUGUUUCAUCGACGCGCCGCAUCAUCCAGGUUGGCGAUUUGAAGAUUCUUCUGCUUGACCGUAACUCUGCCUACAACUACUGGGUGCCCCAGGUGCCGGCCAAGGGCACCACCCCCGGAUUUGCAUCUGACGAGAACACCGCCUCAUCGGUCAUCGUCAAGGCUGGAUAUCUCGUGCGAACUGCAUACCUGCAGGGAAGUGACCUUCACCUCACCGCCGACUUCAACGCCACGACUUCGGUUGAGGUUAUUGGUGCUCCUUCCAAUGCCAAGAACCUUGUCAUCAACGGCAAUAAGGCUGAGGUCACGGUAGACAAGAACGGCAUCUGGUCGACUAGUGUCGAGUACACCGCACCGAAGAUCCAGCUUCCCUCCCUUAAGGACCUGAAGUGGAAGUCCCUGGACACUCUCCCCGAGAUCCAGAACUCGUAUGACGAUUCUCGCUGGACCGUGGCCAACCACCCCUACACAAACAACAGUGUCAAAAACCCACUGAACACACCAACCUCGCUGUAUUCCUCCGACUAUGGUUUCAACACCGGAACUCUCAUCUAUCGGGGUCACUUUGUCGCCAAUGGCAAGGAGAAAACGUUCUUCGUGCGCACCCAAGGCGGCACGGCAUUCGGCAGCUCGGUGUGGAUCAAUGAGACCUACGUGGGCUCAUGGGCCGGCAUCGACGCGGACAGCAACUAUAACGCAACCUACACGCUACCGAACCUGAAACCCGGCAAGUCCUAUGUCAUCACAGUGGUCAUUGACAACAUGGGUCUGGACGAGAAUUGGACCGUGGGUUCGGAUGAGAUGAAGGACCCCCGUGGUAUUCUUGACUAUGAGCUCUCCGGGCAGUCUGCCAGCGCCAUCACCUGGAAACUGACCGGUAACCUGGGCGGCGAAGACUACCGGGAUAAGGUUCGUGGUUCCCUCAAUGAGGGUGGUCUCUACGCCGAGCGUCAAGGAUUCCACCAGCCACAGCCACCAUCCCAGAAAUGGGACUCCAGCAGCCCAUUGGACGGACUGUCUAGGGCGGGUAUCCGGUUCUACAGCGCAAGUUUCGAUUUGGAUCUGCCCAAGGGCUGGGAUGUCCCGCUGUACUUCAACUUUGGCAACACCACCUCGCCGCCCUCUGCGUACCGUGCCCAGCUGUUUGUUAAUGGAUACCAGUAUGGCAAGUACGUGAACAACAUUGGCCCGGAGACGAGCUAUCCCGUUCCUGAGGGUAUUCUGAACUACCGGGGAACCAACUGGAUUGCAUUGAGCUUGUGGGCCCAGGAAGAUAACGGUGCUAAGCUGGAUAGCUUGGAGCUAGUAAACACUACUCCUGUGCUUACUGCCUUGGGUGAUAUCGAGUCGGUGGAGCAGCCCAAGUACCAGCCUCGCCGGGGAGCUUAUUGA